Periconia digitata is the source of this 1389-nucleotide messenger RNA. Lineage: Eukaryota; Fungi; Ascomycota; Dothideomycetes; Pleosporales; Periconiaceae. The record is from the annotation of a GenBank genome assembly.
AUGUCCAACACCGCGACUGCAUUGACGUCUACAGAGACGUACUCGUUACUUUCCCUCUCGUUGGCCUGCAUUGGAGUGCUCUCUCAGACUUUUGUGGGAGGGGACGGCGAGCCCGUGGUCGCUUCCAUAGCGUUCAGCGGUCUGGCUUUUGCCAGCUGCUAUGCACUUAUACGAUGGCUCGGGAACGCCUUCAUACGCCGGGGGUUCAAGGGCAAGGAUCUCUGCAAGCUCAAGCAGACCGAGAUACCCGAGACCAUGGGAGCUGUAUGCGCCAUGGUCUAUCUCUUCACCAUCAUCGCAUUCAUCCCUUGGCCCUUUUACAAGGACAUUGUCAUUGCAACCUCGGGCGGCGGGAAUCGCGAUGUCAUGCAAGACAUAGGCGAGUUGGAGACGGGGAGACUGCUGCAUAAAUUCCCUCACAACAAGCUUGCAUCCUAUCUUUCGGCCAUCCUGUCCCUCCAGAGCAUCGUCCUGUUGGGUAUUGGCGAUGAUCUAUUCGAUAUCCGGUGGCGGCACAAGGUGCUCAUCCCCGCCGUUGCUGCGAUUCCCAUGCUUAUCGUCUACUUUGUUGAUUUCGGAGUGACCAAGAUGGUGGUGCCGAUACCGCUCCGGCCGUAUCUAGGAGAGCUGUUUGACCUGGGCUGGCUGUACUACGUCUAUAUGGCGAUGCUGUCCAUCUUCUCGUCCAAUAGCAUCAACAUUCUCGCGGGCAUCAAUGGGAUCGAGGUGGCUCAAUCGUUGGUGAUUGCGGUGCUGAUAGUGUUCAAUGACGUGCUGUACCUGUCGCCUUUUGCGCCGUACCCUCACCCGGCCACGGACUCGCAUCUCUUCUCUCUCUAUCUCUUGCUGCCAUUCAUUGGGGUCUCGCUGGCCCUGCUCAAGCACAACUGGUACCCGGCCAAGGUGUUUGUGGGGGACACGUACUGCUAUUUUGCAGGUAUGGUGUUUGCCGUGGACGGCAUCCUGGGGCAUUUUAGCAAGACGUUGAUGUUGCUGCUGAUACCGCAGGCAUUCAACUUUGUCUACUCGGCGCCGCAGCUCUUCCACCUGGUGCCGUGCCCCCGACAUCGGCUGCCGCGGUUCAACGUGCGUACAGGGCUAAUGGAGUGCUCGCGCGUAGAGUUCAAGAAACCACUCAGACGACCGAUAGCGGAGAGUCUCAAGAUGCUGCACCGGCUUCGGCUGCUGGACGUGCAAGUGGAUGGGGAAGGGCAGGUGAUUUCGUCGUCCAACUUUACCAUUAUUAAUCUGUGGCUGGUGUGGUUUGGUCCCAUGCGGGAGGACCGCCUUGCAUUAGGGUUAUUGGCAUUCCAGACGGCAGUCGGGAUGGUAGGGCUGCUGAUACGGCAUCGCAUGGCGCUACUGGUGUUUUCGGUGGACAACUGGUGA